CACGUGACGGCAGCGGCAAGAUGGCGGCGGCGGUGGAGGAGGCCAACAUCGAGUACUCGAAACGAUUGCAGGGCCGACUGGAGCGAGUGAGCGAGCUGGCGCGGUUCACCCAGCACUGCGCCCUGGCCGUGGAGGGCGCACUGAGCGCGCUGGGCUGGAGCGGCGAGGCGGGGGACCCGCAGCGGCCGCCUGAUCCAAUGGUUACUUGUCCAUUUGAUGGAAAUCACAGGCUUCCAAAAUCAUCACUGGAAAAACAUGUUGCCUCUUGCAGGCUAAGAAAACUGGGAUAUUCUAGAGAGGAACAGGCAGAGAUGUAUGACCCCUCAUUUGCCUAUGAGAAGACUCUGGUACCUACCUUUAAAAUGGACAAAGAUUUGCAAACUCGGAUAAUUCAAGAAGCAAGAAGUAAAGCUCCACUUGGAAAAGAAGAGAGAACAUUUUCACAAAGUGAUUAUUCUUCAGUACCUCUUGAAGUUCCUGAGAAUCAUCAACGUUCUAUUUGUGACCUAACUCCUGCGGAUCGCCUGGCUAUUUAUGAACAUGUUGUCAAAGAAACCAGUCAGCAAAAAAACAAAUCUAGGUCUUUUGAAAAUGACAGUGACUUGUACGUGGACCUUGCUGCAAAACUCAGCCGAGAUGAGGAACAGAAAGGACCAAAGUCACACCUUGAAAUUCUUGCUGAAAUGAGAGAUUACAAACGCCGUCGCCAAUCCUACAGAGCCAAGAAUGUUCAUAUAACAAAAAAAUCUUACACAGAGAUAAUUAAGGAUGUAAUUAACGUACACAUGGAAGAACUGUCAAGACAGUGGAAAGACCAGAAUGACUCUGACAAUAUGGAAGAAGAAGGCCAAAGCUCUGUAUGUUUAAAAAGCUCUGCAAUUGCACGUAGACGAAGAUCCAAUGACAAAAUAUCUCCUUCAAUUGAGUCUCCAUCUACUGGAAGUGGUAAAACUGUAGAUCGCGACAAUUGGAAAAGGAAUCGCAGUCGAAGUCCACGGGAGCGGAAAAGAAGUCCAGAAUGGAAUAAGGAGAGAGAUUCAAGGAAAAAGCAAGAGAAAGAGCAUCAAUCUCGCGAUGACGACCGCCAUCGAAGUUACAGACGGCGAAAGUGACUUGGAAAUACUGAUGGAAAGAAAUGAAAUUAAUUAAGAUAUACAAAUGCUGUGUACAAGGACUGAACUUUUUUUAAAACUCGAAAUGAAUGUUACAGUUUGCUAGACAAAAUGACGGUAAAGCUUCAGUGGAACAUCAUUAAGCAUCAUCUGCAUAUAGCCACUAUUAUUUGCUAUCUGAUGUCUCCAGCAAUAAAAACAAGGCCAAGACAGUUCCCAUCAGAAUAUUAUAAAAAUGGAUGUAUAUGCAAUUUAUUUCAAAAUGUUUACAUUGCUCUCCAUAUUUUUUCCACAUUGAGAAUUGUUAUAAUUUUGAAAUCAAUCCUAAAAUGCUGAUUAUUCUGAUUUCUGUCAACUGAUUGUGUAAUUGUUAUAAUUUUUUAAGGUUGUUUUUUUAAUUAAAUGCUUGAUGUAUAAAAUGUAUUCAAGUGUUGAACCAAAUAAAUCUUCCUUGC
Messenger RNA from Pristis pectinata (smalltooth sawfish), 1567 nucleotides. It is a transcript of the gene snrnp48, whose product is annotated as small nuclear ribonucleoprotein 48 (U11/U12). Lineage: Eukaryota; Metazoa; Chordata; Chondrichthyes; Rhinopristiformes; Pristidae. Gene Ontology annotation, cellular component: nucleoplasm; U12-type spliceosomal complex; cytosol. The transcript is spliced from 9 exons. The record is from RefSeq and is a predicted model, not a curated record. The coding region runs from base 21 to 1112 and encodes 363 amino acids.